Molecule: messenger RNA, 1558 nt
Organism: Styela clava
Lineage: Eukaryota; Metazoa; Chordata; Ascidiacea; Stolidobranchia; Styelidae
Product: acyl-coenzyme A amino acid N-acyltransferase 1-like
Biological process (GO): acyl-CoA metabolic process; fatty acid metabolic process
Molecular function (GO): fatty acyl-CoA hydrolase activity
Source: RefSeq, a predicted model, not a curated record
UCUGUCGUACUAAGUUUAAUAAUAAAUUUUAAGGAAAACAGCAUAGAACUAUUUUCUCUCGAGAAAUGGCUACAAUUACUGCUCCUGUGACGUCUUUUGCUGGUGAAUCAAUAAGAAUACAAAUUCAUGGGUUGCCUCCAAGUCAAUCAAUAACAAUCCAGUCACUUGAAAUAAGUGAUCAUGGAUAUUUGUUUCAUGCAUAUGCGCACUACGUUGCGAGCAAGUAUGGUGAUAUAGAUUUGGAGAAAGAUCCUGCCGUAGGAGGUAGUUAUAACGGAAUUCAGAAAAUGGGUUUGUUCUGGGCUAUGAAGAGACCCGUAAACCCUAAAAAGUCUUAUGCGGUAUUGUCAAAAACUGACGUAACUAUCCCAGCAAAUAUAGUACUCAAAUUAUUUGAAAAUCAUUUGAGCGAGCAAGAUAUCUUUGACAGCGAAUCCAUUACAGAAACUACAGUUUCCCGCGUAUAUUGUGAUUCCUCAGUUGAACGCAUCCCUUUGCGACAUGUAAGCAGUACAAUUAGUGGUACGUUGUUUAUUCCUCGCGGAGACGGAGUUUUACCCGCUGUUUUGGAUAUUGAAGGAGCAAUGCCUGGCAUAUAUGAAGACCGAGCAUCUCUUUUAGCCAACCAUGGCUUUGUUGUUCUUGCCCUCGGUUUAUAUGGAUGCCCCAAUCGACCAGAAACAUUGGAUUAUGGGGAUAUAGACUACUUAGAGGAAGCGGUUGAUUUUCUUUCCAGUCACACGAGAGUUCGCCAGUAUGACAUUUCUGUUGUUGGAUCAUCGUAUGGGGGUACCCUAGGUUUGGCAGUAGCUAAGUUCUCUCCAAAAAUUUCUACAGUCGUCAAUAUAAACGGCCCUGUUUUCUCCAGCUUGGGAAUACCAAUCAGAUACAAAAGCAAGUCCUGGGUAUCAGUUACGAUGAAUAAAAAACGGAUCAAAUUAUUGGAGGGAGUUCAGAAUCACAUUGAUGUGCACGAAACUCCCCAUUUGUCAGAUCUAAAGAUUCAUGUACCGGAGUUUUACGACUCUAAAGCAAGUUUUCUUUUUUGCUAUUCUGAAAAUGACAAACUCUAUCGUAACACGGAAAUAAUCGAAUUGACGAAACAGGUAUUCAAGUUAUCAUCAAGUCAGCCAAGAUUCAACAUAAUUCAAUACAAAAACUCUGGGCAUGUUAUUCGUCCGCCAUAUACUCCUCCUAUCAUCAUUGCCUACUAUCCUAUCAGUCCGGAACAUCCCACUGAUUUUGGAGGUAUUUUGGAAGAACAUGCAGCAACACAAGAAAAGUGCUGGAAAGAUGUAAUCAGCUUUCUCAAAAAUCAUAGAAAUGAGAUAUGAGCGCCGUGGACUCAAUAUGUAAAACUUUGAAGUGAUUUUCAUUAACGUUUGUCAUAUUUCUGCCUGAUCACUAUUGUAAGAUUAUACGCUAUUACAAUACUACUCAAGGUUUUCAUAGUUAUGAGUUAAAUUUUACGCAUUUAUUUCAUGAUAUAAUAAACUUUUUGUUUGCAUGAACUCAUAUUAAAAUAAGAUAGCGUUGCUUUAAUACUUGUUGUUGUUGU